AGGGCUCAUUGUGUUGGAUGCAAGUGAGGCUGCGGUGGAGUGUGCUGUUUUGUUGUAAGUGGAUGUCAGUGUCGGUCUGGAUUACUCCGGAGUAGAGGACCGCUAAGCCUGAAUCAUGCACAUCCUCAUCCUCACCAUUACAGCAAGCUGGGAGUGGGGCAGAAACUGCGCGAGAUACGGAUAGGAUAUUUUUUUUUCAUUCCUACUUUGGUGUUUUUGCUCUUUUAGAUCGAAAGCAUUUGAGACGCUCAAGAUGAAUGAAGAAAGAGAGAAAACUGACCCCGGAUCAAGCGUAGAAUGGUAGAUCUGGAUCUGGAUACCUCGUCCUGCUGGCUUCGUAUCAGUUGUUUGACUGCAUAUUGUCCAGACUGGAAUAAUACCAAUUGAAAAUAAGACAAGAAGGGUAGCUUUAAAAUACACCAUCUACUAUUGUUUUUUUAUUUUUCUGGGGGGUCUUCCCCCCAGCACCCCAUUCUUCACGGAUUUAUUUUUCUCGCUUGUUUGAAACUCUGGAGAGCCUGGAAUACCCUGUUUUUGUUGAAUCAUUACAAUUACUAUUAGAGAUUUUUUAAACAAAAAAGGGGAACAGUUUUUAUCAUCAUGGGGAACGCAGGGAGUAUGGAUUCUCAACAGACCGAUUUCAGGGCUCAUAGUAUGCCUUUGAAGCUGCCAAUGCCCGAUCCAGGUGAACUGGAGGAAAGAUUUGCCAUCGUUUUGAAUUCUAUGAACCUUCCUCCAGAUAAGGCACGACUGCUACGCCAGUAUGAUAAUGAAAAGAAAUGGGAACUGAUAUGUGACCAGGAAAGGUUUCAAGUGAAGAAUCCUCCACAUACUUACAUCCAAAAACUUAAAGGUUAUCUGGAUCCCGCUGUCACCAGGAAGAAAUUCAGAAGGCGAGUCCAAGAAUCCACACAAGUCCUCCGAGAACUGGAAAUUUCAUUAAGGACCAAUCACAUUGGGUGGGUGAGGGAAUUUUUGAAUGAAGAAAAUAAAGGCCUAGAUGUGCUUGUAGAAUAUCUGUCUUUUGCACAGUAUGCUGUCACGUUUGACUUUGAUAGUCUGGAGAACAAUGUGGAAAACUCAGUGGACAAGUCUAAACCCUGGAGCAGGUCCAUCGAGGACCUACACAGAGGAAGCAACUUGCCGUCACCAGUUGGCAACAGCAUCUCCCGGUCUGGCAGACAUUCUACAUUACGGUGCAAUACUUUACCCAGUCGAAGGACACUAAAAAAUUCCCGAUUAGUUAGCAAGAAAGACGACGUUCACGUGUGCAUCAUGUGCCUGAGAGCCAUCAUGAACUAUCAGUAUGGCUUUAAUAUGGUGAUGUCACACCCACAUGCUGUAAAUGAAAUUGCACUAAGUCUGAACAACAAGAACCCAAGAACAAAGGCUCUUGUUUUAGAGCUGUUAGCCGCUGUUUGUCUUGUCAGAGGAGGCCAUGAAAUCAUUUUGUCAGCCUUUGACAACUUCAAAGAGGUUUGUGCAGAAACACAGAGGUUUGAAAAAUUAAUGGAGCACUUCAAAAAUGAGGAUAACAACAUUGAUUUUAUGGUGGCAUGCAUGCAGUUCAUUAAUAUUGUGGUUCACUCUGUGGAAGAUAUGAACUUCAGAGUGCAUCUGCAGUACGAAUUUACAAAGUUGUCUCUGGAUGAAUACCUGGAUAAGCUGAAACACACCGAGAGUGACAAACUGCAGGUGCAGAUUCAGGCUUAUCUGGAUAAUGUGUUUGAUGUGGGUGCUCUCCUGGAAGAUGCCGAGACAAAGAAUGCUGCCUUGGAGCGAGUCGAAGAGCUUGAAGAAAACAUUUCACAUAUGGCAGAAAAACUCCAGGAUACUGAAAAUGAAGCCAUGGCCAAGAUUGUAGAGCUGGAGAAACAGCUUAUGCAGAAGAAUAAAGAUCUGGACUCUCUCAGGGACGUUUACAAAGAUGCCAGUACCCAGGUGCACACGCUGCGGAGAAUGGUGAAGGAGAAAGAUGAAGCGAUCCAAAGGCAAUCCAAUCUUGAAAAAAAGAUUCACGAACUGGAGAAGCAAGGCACAAUAAAAAUCCAAAAGAAAGGGGAUGGGGACAUUUCGAUUCUUCCUUCAAUGCAACAAGGGGCAGCAGCAGUGGCAGUGGCCGGUGGAUCUGAUGCAGCCACAGGUUUGGUGUCAGGCUCACACUUUACUCCCGCUGGCACAGUGUCGACAGUGUUGCCCCCUCCACCUCCACCACCAGUGCCUGGGGCAGUGCCAAAUGGGCCAUCGGCUGCACCACCACCCCCACCGCCUCCUCCACCACCCCCUCCACCUCCUCCUCCUCCUCCUCCCCCUCCUCCCCCUCUUCCUCCGGGUCCAGCAGUCGAAGCCUCACCACCACCUGCUCCUCCUCCUCCUCCUGCAGCACCCCCAUUACCUGGCUCAGGAUCCCCCACCGUUAUCUUCAACUCAGGGUUAGCAGAGGGACCCAUCAAGCUUUUCUCGGUAAAAAUUAAAAAGCCAAUCAAGACAAAGUUCCGCAUGCCAGUCUUUAACUGGGUGGCCUUAAAACCAAACCAGAUAAAUGGAACAGUCUUCAAUGAGAUUGACGAUGAACGAAUCCUGGAGGAUUUAAAUGUGGACGAAUUUGAAGAAAUGUUCAAGACAAAAGCUCAAGGCCCAGCCAUUGACUUGACUUCUAGUAAACAGAAAAUCACCCAGAAAGGACCUAAUAAAGUGACCCUCCUUGAAGCUAAUCGAGCAAAGAAUCUGGCAAUCACUCUUAGAAAAGCUGGGAAAACAUCAGAGGAGAUAUGUAAAGCAAUUCAAAUGUUUGACCUAAGGACAUUGCCGGUGGAUUUUGUUGAAUGUUUGAUGAGAUUCUUACCCACUGAUAAUGAAGUGAAAGUACUUCGGCAGUAUGAAAAAGAGAGAAAGCCUCUGGAGAACCUGACUGACGAGGACAGGUUUAUGAUGCAGUUCAGCAAAAUCGAGCGGUUGAUGCAAAAAAUGACCAUUAUGGCCUUUGUUGGGAACUUCACUGAAAGCAUCCAAAUGCUAACUCCUCAACUCCAUGCAAUAAUUGCAGCAUCUGUGUCCAUAAAGUCCUCCCAAAAGCUGAAAAAAAUACUUGAGAUUAUCUUGGCGCUUGGGAACUACAUGAACAGCAGCAAAAGGGGAGCUGUGUACGGCUUUAAAUUACAGAGCUUGGAUCUGCUCCUGGACACCAAGUCCACUGACAGAAAACAAACCCUGUUGCACUACAUUUCCAAUGUGGUCAAGGAGAAGUAUCCGUUGGUCACCGUCUUCUACAAUGAGCUUCAUUAUGUUGAGAAGGCUGCAGCAGUGUCCCUCGAGAAUGUACUCUUGGACGUAAAAGAACUGCAGAGGGGGCUUGACCUGACAAAACGUGAAUACAGCAUGCACGGCCACAACAACCUGCUUAAGGACUUCAUCAACAACAAUGAGGGAAAGCUCAAGAAACUCCAGGAUGAUGCCAAGAUUGCACAGGAUGCAUUUGACGAAGUAGUAAAAUACUUUGGAGAAAACCCCAAGACUACCCCUCCAUCUGUCUUCUUUCCGGUCUUUGUCAGAUUUGUAAAAGCAUACAGGCAAGCUGAGGAAGAUAAUGAACAACGGAAGAAGCAGGAACAGGCACUAAUGGAGAAGUUGUUGGAGCAGGAGGCUCUGAUGGAGCAGCAAGACCAAAAGUCCCCUUCACACAAAAAUAAGAGGCAACAGCAAGAGUUAAUUGCAGAGCUGAGGCGGAAGCAAGUUAAAGAUAACAGACACGUUUACGAGGGAAAAGAUGGAGCUAUUGAGGACAUCAUUACAGAUCUUAGGAAUCAACCCUACCGACGAGCUGAUGCGGUGAGGAGAAGUGUGAGGCGACGCUUUGAUGACCAGACCUUGCGCUCAAUGAGCAAUUCAGAAGUCGCCAUGUGAGCGGGAGAAAUGUGUGUGUCAGGACAAGUGAGUGCUUGUGAGCGAAUGUCGUGCCCUCUGGGUGAAGAGUUAAGUCCCAGCGAAUCUGCAGACGUGAUCCAGUUUGGGGGAAACUGAGGAAGACAAGGGGAACUCAGGCUCUCGUUUAGAGUCUGGGAGAAAAAAAAAGAAAAAACGAAACAAAACCUGCACGAGCAUUUUGAAGCCAAGUGCCUAAAUUAAGAUGAUCUGUUGUUUACUAAAAGCAAUAUGACUCAACCCGGCUUUACAUUUUAAUUUUGAGCAUCAAUAGUUCUUUGCAAACCUGAGACUUAGACACACACGUCUGUAUACUUUUUCAGUUUUAAGAAUGUAAUGGCCAAAGUUUCCUGAUUCUUCAGAAAGGUGUUUUCCCCCAUAACAGCUUUGUUACUACAGUACAUUCCGGUGCUAAUACAUUAAAGAAGUGUGCUUUUAAUGGCACAUUCUCAUUAGCUGUUUAUUACCCAAGGGCUAAUGGGGUGCUACUCAUAUCACUAGUGUCAUGAACGACACAAAGCAACGAUGCAACCAGGUAUCCAUCACUCAAGCACUGGUGCAAAAUAAUCAAUCUUAACACUUCUACACUCAUCACUGCACGCCACACACUAACAGAAUGUUACAAAACUGGCCAAUUUGGAUCUCUCUCUCUUAAAAUUAAGACAAAAGGAUGUUAAAUGUGAAUUGUAUAUAGGAUCCUCUGUAUUAAGGUAUUAACAUCUCAUUAAGCAGUGUUAUCUAGGCUUUCCAAGGACCAAUAUUUUAAAACUGUACAGUUCUAGGCAGUAUCUACGCAAGUUGACCUCAAGUGCCAUGCCUGCCCGGUGCAAAAUAAUCAAUUAAUUUUUUAUAUGAUUCCAUAUUUGAUGCACCGUAGACUCGGAUGACCUUUGGGAAAUUUGCUCUUAAAAAAAAGUUUGUUACACAAAAACAAGGCAUGGCACUUCAGACUGCUUUGGUAGCAUAGCAAAUAAGGACUGGAGUCUGUUUUUGUUUUUAUCUCUAAAAAAAAAUAAAAUACGUGCUUUGCUAACAACUAAAUCUCAUUGAGUCAUUCGAUAUGUUUAUAGUAAAAGGUAUAAUGUAUAGUAUUUAACCACUGAACUUUAUUUCAUGUUGCUCAUGUGAACCACUUUGUGUCAUUGGCAUUUUUUUACAAUGUGUAGUUAUAUUAAGGAAAGAAAAACUUUUCUAAAAUGUACAGAUAUUUUGCUACAAAUUGGUGCAGUUUUUAUGUUUGUUUGUUUUUUUUUAAACUUCUCUUUAAUCCUUACAUAGCAAAUGGUUAAUAUUGUACAUAUUGUUUAAGAGCAAAUGGACACAGCGCCCUAUGCUAAACAAUCUGAAUGUUAUUUUAACUUAUAGUUUUUUUUUCUUUGGUUUGUAUAUUUAACGAAAAUGUCAGAAAAAAAAUUGGUUUUGCUUUAAUAGACCAGACCUACAUAAAUUACUCAACUUUUCCUUUAAAAGAUGAAAAUUAACGGUUCAACUUCAAUUGUACUUUAUGUGCAAAAUGGAACAUGCCAAGAUUUUUAGUCGUUUUAUGCCUAACGAUAAAUAGGCAUUAUACCGUGGAUGUUAAAGAUGACAGGUUUCUAAAACUAAAAGCUGUAUUACUGGUCAUUUGACCCUAAAUUUACCAUUUUAUAGCAUGUGCAUUAUUAACAAAUACACAUCAGAUAGGUAAAUAUAAUUCUUGACAUUUUACAAGGAAAUUCAUCUUUAAAUAACAAUAUUGGCAUGUUCUAAAUAUAUUUAAAAGACUCCUGCUUAAUUGCAUUAUUAAAGUAGAUUUUAAUAAAGCAAAUUUCAAGUAAGAUCUGGUUUCUCUAUGGCUUUGAGCAAAUAAACUAUUUACACUAC
Messenger RNA from Polypterus senegalus (gray bichir), 5784 nucleotides. It is a transcript of the gene fmnl2a, whose product is annotated as formin-like 2a. The record is from RefSeq and is a predicted model, not a curated record. Gene Ontology annotation, biological process: cell migration; regulation of cell shape; cortical actin cytoskeleton organization. Gene Ontology annotation, cellular component: cytosol. NCBI's taxonomy places the organism in Eukaryota, Metazoa, Chordata, Cladistia, Polypteriformes, Polypteridae. Gene Ontology annotation, molecular function: small GTPase binding; actin filament binding. The transcript has 27 exons. Bases 601 to 3903 code for a protein of 1100 amino acids.